GAUGCUCUGUCCAGGCGUCCAGACCUGAAAGAGGGGGUAAAAUCUGACAACAAAGAUCAGGUGAUGCUACAACCCCAAAUAUUUGUUAAAAGCGCGACAGGACAAGGAACAGUUGAAAUGCUUGACAGCCAGCUGAGACGAAAGCUAAAAGAAGUUAUGGCUAAAGAUAAAGAAGUAACGGAAGCAAUGGAGCUUAUCAAAGCAUCAGGACCUAGAGCACUCUCAAAAGGCUUACAAGAGUGGAAUUACGAAGACAACCUUAUCUGGCAUAGAGGAAAAAUAUAUGUU
Heterobasidion irregulare TC 32-1 is the source of this 288-nucleotide messenger RNA. RefSeq lists its product as uncharacterized. The record is from RefSeq and is a predicted model, not a curated record. The annotation marks the transcript as partial. Lineage: Eukaryota; Fungi; Basidiomycota; Agaricomycetes; Russulales; Bondarzewiaceae. The transcript has a single exon.